AUGAUCAAGUCUCUGAGCGUGUCCUCUGAGAGCUCCCUGCCUCCGCUGGAGGACGAUGUGGACUCGGUGUGUUCCGACGAGCUGCUGGGCUCUCAGUCCCGCCGCUGGCUGGCCGAACUGAUGACCGCCGACAUGCCUCCGGAGAGCGGGGACGUGAACACGGUGGGUCGGGACGGACUGUUCGUGGACCAUCACUUCCCUCUGGGGGAGCUGGAGAUGAAGGCCGACGUCAAGUGGAAGAGACCGAAGGAGCUCUGCCAGUCACCUCAGUUCAUAGUAAAUGGAGCAACGCGCCUGGACGUCCGCCAGGGAAAACUCAACGACUGCUGGUUGCUCUCCGCCAUCGCGUCUCUCUCGCUGCAUCGCUCGCUGCUGAUGAGGGUCGUGCCUCAGGAUCAGAGCUUCCAGGACGGAUACAACGGCUGCUUCGUCUUCAGGUUCUGGCAGUACGGUCAGUGGGAGGAGGUGAGGAUAGACGACUUGUUGCCGACUCAGAACAACGAGCUGAUCUACCUCAGCUCCCCGGAGCGAUACGAGUUCUGGAGCUCCCUGCUGGAGAAGGCCUACGCCAAGCUGAAAGGAGGCUACAGAGCUCUGGACAUGGGCCUCCCUCACGAGGCCAUGGUGGACAUGACGGGAGGCGUGGCCGAGGUUCUGAACAUCAGUUUACUGCCCAGAGACCUGCCGGCCUUCCUCAAGGACCUGCUGUCUAAAGGAGCGCUCAUCAACUGUGCCAACUGUCAGGGUCCGCUGGAACAAAGGAAUGAACUUGGGAUCAUGUACAGACACGCUUACUCUCUGACUGCAGUGGAGAAGGUGAAGACGCAUUACGGCACCGAGGAUUUGGUGCGACUCCUCAACCCCUGGGGCGGCACGGAGUGGGAGGGUCCCUGGAGCGACCGGACCGGUAAAGAGUGGAACGCUGUGAGCGCUGAGGAGCAGAGAAGACUGGACCGGGUCAGACGGGAGGACGGGGAGUUCUGGAUGUCGGUGUCAGACUUCCGGCAGAACUUUGAGACGAUGGAGGUUUGUCACCUGACCAACGCUCUGAGCGAACCGGGCUCCACUAUGAGGCCGUGGUCCUGCAAGAUGCAUCAUGGGAACUGGGUGCCGUUUGUCACAGCAGGAGGCGCUCCCCAAGGAGGUCUGUUCUGGCAGAACCCUCAGUUCUACUUCGUCCUGUCGGAGGCGGACAGCAGCAAGGACGAGAGGAGCUGCUCCUUCGUUCUGGCUCUGAUGCAGAAACACCAGAGACGCAGAGGCACCAACCUGUCUAUAGCUCUUUAUAUAUACCAGGCUUCUCAACAGAAUACUUACCUGUCACCUGAGGACCUGAGCAGGCGCCACCCGGUCUGCUGCAGCCCCCAGUACUCGCCACGCCGGGAGGUCGUCCUGCGCAGCUCGCUGCCACCGGGUCGUUACAUCAUCAUCCCCUCCACCUACAAGGCCAACGAGCAGGGGGAGUUCCUCCUCCGGGUGCUGACGGAGCAGGGCAGCACCAUCAUUCCAGCCGACAAACCAGCGCCACAAGACAUCUCCUCAUCAGCAGAGCUCUCUUUUCCUCACCAGGCCGCCCUCCCUUCUCCCAAAGCCACCAAAGAACUGUUCAAGAAGCACUGCAACAAGGAUGGGUUCUGCAGACCGGUUCACCUCCACAGCCUGCUGACUGAGGCCAUCCAGGCAGGAGUGUUGGCCGGCAGUGAGCGGUACCUGGUUCUGGAGCACUGCAAGAGCAUGGUGGUCCUCAUGGACACUCAAGGCAAAGCUCAGCUGAACCGGCUGGAGUUCCAGAGUCUGUGGGACAAGAUCAGGAGGUGGACGGAUAUCUUCCUGGUGUUUGACAAGAACAAAACUCAUCACCUGGAGUAUGAAGAAGUGGCGCCCGCUCUGAAGGCAGCAGGCAUCAGUGUGGACGAUCUGGUGAUGCAGCUGGUUGGACUGAGAUACACGGAGCCCGACCUGACCAUCAGUUAUCCGGGCUUCCUGUACCUGCUGAUGAAACUGGACAGCAUGAUCCACAAAUUUCAAGCGUACGACAUGGUGGGAAGUGGAGCCAUAACUAUGAGCUACAGACAGUGGCUCCGUAUGACCAUGUACAACUGAGCUGACCUGAUCCACCGACACUGAUUCAUCAGGAUCUGCUCCUCCGAUUUUCAUGUGUAGCGUUUAUUUCAUGUUUAUUUUGUUUUUAGUUAAAAACCUUCAGAUUUCACACCAUAUAUUUCUUCAUCUUGUGGCCAAAUAGUAACAGUGGAAACAUCUUUAAGAUCUUUCCUCAGUAGUGGAAACAUCCGGGGUCAAAGGUCAAAGUCCUUCGGGUUAAAGUGAAGUUUAUGAGUCACUCUGUUGGCGACACACCUGUGACAUCACCUGUGACAUCACCUGUCAGCCAAACUCUGACUUUCCUCAGCGUUAAACUUUUUCUCAAAGAUCCCACAGUUAGUUUGGAAGAUUUAUAAAGCAUGAAAUAAAUCAAAUCAAACAAAGAAAAUAAUGCGAAACACAAUAAACUGACACAGCAAAUGAAUCUAUAAUGUAUAAAUGUGUUUUAAGGUCUAUUAGUUGAUGUAUGUUCAGUUACAGUCAUCAUUUGAUCAGUGAUCCCUGUAUCCUGCAGGACUGAGGCUGAAGAUGGACACGAGUGUAUCAAAGUGUAUAUAAAGUUGUUUUGAGCAGA
This is a messenger RNA of Acanthopagrus latus (yellowfin seabream), 2677 nucleotides long. RefSeq lists its product as uncharacterized. Gene Ontology annotation, biological process: proteolysis. The record is from RefSeq and is a predicted model, not a curated record. Gene Ontology annotation, molecular function: calcium ion binding; calcium-dependent cysteine-type endopeptidase activity. Gene Ontology annotation, cellular component: cytoplasm. NCBI's taxonomy places the organism in Eukaryota, Metazoa, Chordata, Actinopteri, Spariformes, Sparidae. The transcript is spliced from 20 exons. Bases 1 to 2103 code for a protein of 700 amino acids.